Lagopus leucura (white-tailed ptarmigan) is the source of this 5936-nucleotide messenger RNA. It is a transcript of the gene ADGRB1, whose product is annotated as adhesion G protein-coupled receptor B1. The record is from RefSeq and is a predicted model, not a curated record. The coding region runs from base 12 to 4703 and encodes 1563 amino acids. Gene Ontology annotation, biological process: engulfment of apoptotic cell; cell surface receptor signaling pathway; adenylate cyclase-activating G protein-coupled receptor signaling pathway. Lineage: Eukaryota; Metazoa; Chordata; Aves; Galliformes; Phasianidae. Gene Ontology annotation, molecular function: G protein-coupled receptor activity. The transcript has 32 exons. Gene Ontology annotation, cellular component: plasma membrane; postsynaptic density; dendrite.
AGAGACCUAGGAUGAGGAGCAUUGGAUCUGCCCUGAACCUGCUUUUGGUAUUGCCACUCUACUUUGUGUGGACCGUGGUCGCUCUGGACCUGGCACAAACUCCCUGCACCACUUUGGUCCAGGGGAAAUUCUUUGGAUAUUUCUCCUCCUUUGCCGUCUUCCCAUUGAACUCCUCACUCUGCUCUUGGAUUAUCCAGAACCCUGACCCUCGGAGAUACACCUUGUACAUGAAGAUCCUCAAACCUACUGGCAUAUGUGACCACCAGCACAUCCGCACCUACCAAUUUGACUCCUUCCUGGAAUCCACCCGCACCUACCUGGGCAUGGAGAGCUUUGACGACGUGUUGAAGCUCUGUGAUGGGUCGACCCGCUAUGCUUUUCUCCAGUCUAACAAACAGUUCCUCCAGAUGAAGCAGACUGCACCUCCAGGAGUAGAGAACGGACCAGUGCGGUGGAAACCCAUCAAGGCUCAGGAGAGAGACUUCUCGGUGGAAUACCUCGUGGUGGGCAACAGGAAUCCUAGCAAAGCUGCAUGCCAGAUGCUCUGCAAGUGGCUGGAUGCGUGCUUGGCCAUCAGCAGCAGCUCCCACCCAUGUGGCAUUAUGCAGACUCCGUGCUCUUGCUCAGGAGGGGAGAUCCUAGAUCAAGCCAGUGAGAUCCUGGGGUUCCCGAAGAAGAAGGAAGAUUGUUAUAAGGAUGGAAUUUACUUAGAGAAUUGCCUGAGCAGCCCCAAGGACAGCAGUGGAGGAUUUUCUGGAUUUUGCCCAGGUGGUUGGAACACGUGGUCGGCUUGGGGCGACUGCACCAAGGACUGCGGGGGAGGCCUGCAGACCCGCAUGCGUACCUGUAAGCCCCUUCCCAAUGAAGGCCUGGCCUGCGAGGGAGUCCUGGAGGAAGGACGUCUGUGCAAUAGGAAGGCGUGCAAUACCAAUGGACGCUAUAAUUCCAGAAGCCAAUCGCUGAGGUCCACAGAUAACAGAAAGCGAGAGGACACUGAUGAACUGCAGCACUACGGGUACCCUGCACCUCAAAUAGGUGACCCUGCAGCAGAGGAGUGGUCCCCAUGGAGUGUGUGUUCAACUACCUGCGGGGAGGGCUGGCAGACAAGGACCAGGUUCUGUGUGUCGUCUUCCUACAGCACUCAGUGCAGCGGCCCUCUCCGGGAACAGAGACAGUGCAACAACUCUGCCAUAUGCCCAGUGCACGGUACCUGGGAUGAGUGGUCUCCAUGGAGUCUCUGCUCUUCCACGUGUGGGAGAGGGUACAGGGAUCGGACCCGCACAUGCAAACCCCCACAGUUUGGUGGGAACCCCUGCGAGGGCCCGGAGAAGCAAACGAAGUUCUGCAACAUUGCACUUUGCCCAGGUAAGGCAGUGGACGGCAACUGGAAUGAGUGGUCGAGCUGGAGCUCCUGCUCCGCUUCCUGCUCCAACGGCACCCAGCAGCGGACGAGGGAAUGCAAUGGACCUUCCUAUGGGGGAGCUGAAUGCCAAGGACAUUGGGUAGAGACCCGAGACUGCUUCCUACGUCAAUGCCCAGUGGAUGGGAAAUGGCAAGCCUGGGGAGUGUGGGGGAGCUGCACCACUACGUGUGGAGGUGGAACUCAGAGACGUGACCGUGUGUGCUACGGACCCUUCUUUGGAGGAGAAACCUGCCAGGGUCCCAAGGAAGAGUAUAGGCAGUGCAAUGACAGGAAGUGUCCUGAGCCCCAUGAGAUCUGUGACGAGGAAAGUCUUGCCUCUGUGGUUUGGAAAGAGACGCCUGCUGGGGAUGCUGCAGCGGUUCGGUGUCCUCGCAAUGCCACUGGGCUAAUCCUUCGAAGAUGCACUUUAGAUGAAGAAGGGAUCGCUUACUGGGAACCUCCAACAUACGUCAAGUGUGUUUCUAUUGAUUACAGGAACAUACAGAUGAUGACCAGGGAGCAUCUUUCCAAAGCUCAGCGUGGAUUGAUGGGAGAUGGGCUGUCAGAAGUGCUCCAGAACCUUGUGGAAAUCUCCCAGGAUGGGACUAGCUACAGCGGAGACUUGCUGUCCACCAUUGAUGUACUCAGGAACAUGACAGAGAUCUUCCGUAGGGCUUAUCACAGCCCAACUUCUGGAGAUGUGCAGAACUUUGUCCAGAUCAUCAGCAACAUUUUAUCGGAGGAAAACCGGGACAAGUGGGAGGAAGCUCAGCUGAUAGGGCCAAAUGCCAAGGAGUUGUUCAGGCUUGUAGAGGAUUUCAUUGAUGUCAUCGGCUUUCGCAUGAAGGAUUUCCGGGAUUCCUACCAAGUGACAGACAAUCUGGUCCUUGGCAUUCACAAGCUGCCAGCUAACGCAGCAACUGACAUCACCUUCCCCAUGAAAGGCUGGAGAGGCAUGGUGGACUGGGCCAAGAAUUCAGAAGACAAGGUCACUGUCUCCAAGAGCAUCCUGUCUUCGGGGCUGACAGAGACAGACGACUCUUCAGUCUUCGUGGUAGGGACUGUGCUGUACCGGAAUGUGGGCAACAUUCUCUCGCUCCAGAGGAACAGCACUGUUCUGAACUCCAGAGUCAUCUCUGUGACUGUGAAGCCAUUUCCCCGGUCCCUUCUCACCCCUUUGGAAAUUGAAUUCUCCCACCUGUACAAUGGAACCACCAACCAGACCUGCAUCCUGUGGGAUGAAACUGAUAGGCCAUCCAGUCCAGCUCCCCCCCUGCCCGGCGCCUGGUCCUGGCGCGGUUGCCGAACGGUCCCGCUCGACGCCUCCCGGACUAAAUGCCUCUGUGACAAGCUCUCCGCCUUCGCCAUCUUAGCCCAGCUCAGCCCCGACAUGAACAUGGAAAAGGUGCUGGUCCCUUCUGUCACGUUAAUUGUAGGCUGUGGAGUAUCUUCGCUGACACUUUUGCUGUUGAUUAUCAUUUAUGUCUCUGUUUGGAGGUAUAUCCGCUCAGAGCGCUCAGUCAUUCUUAUCAACUUCUGCCUGUCCAUCAUCUCCUCCAAUGCUCUCAUCCUCAUCGGACAGACCCAGACGCGGAAUAAGGUGAUAUGCACGCUGGUGGCGGCUUUCUUGCACUUCUUCUUCCUCUCCUCUUUCUGCUGGGUGCUGACCGAGGCCUGGCAGUCCUACAUGGCCGUGACGGGUCGGUUACGGAACCGCAUCAUCCGCAAGCGCUUCUUGUGUCUCGGAUGGGGGCUCCCUGCCUUGGUGGUUGCCAUUUCUGUGGGAUUUACUAAAGCCAAGGGGUACGGCACCGUGAACUACUGCUGGCUGUCAUUAGAGGGAGGUCUUCUCUAUGCCUUCGUGGGACCUGCUGCUGCUGUUGUUUUGGUGAACAUGGUUAUUGGCAUUCUGGUUUUUAACAAACUUGUAUCCAAAGAUGGAAUAACAGAUAAGAAACUGAAGGAACGGGCAGGGGCAUCCCUUUGGAGCUCCUGUGUGGUCCUGCCACUCCUGGCUCUCACCUGGAUGUCUGCAGUUCUGGCAAUCACAGAUCGGCGGUCAGCGCUCUUCCAGAUCCUUUUUGCUGUCUUCGACUCAUUGGAAGGCUUUGUCAUUGUGAUGGUCCAUUGUAUCCUUAGGAGGGAGGUUCAGGAUGCUGUGAAGUGCCGAGUAGUAGACCGCCAGGAAGAGGGCAAUGGAGACUCUGGGGGGUCAUUUCAGAACGGACAUGCUCAACUAAUGACCGAUUUUGAGAAGGAUGUGGAUAUGGCUUGUAGAUCAGUGCUGAAUAAAGACAUCACAGCCUGCAGGACCUCCACCAUCACAGGAACACUGAAGCGCCCAUCGCUACAGGAUGAAGAGAAAUUGAAGCUCAAUCAUCAGAAGGGGUCAUCAAACUUUAACAGUCUUCCAGCCAAUGUGUCCAAGUUGCAUCUUCAGGGCUCCCCGCACUACCUGGGGGCCAUCAACCUGAAUGAGUUCAGCAAUCACAGUCUCACUCUGAAGAAGGACAAGAAUCAACCACCCAAGUCUAUCUACAUCUGUGACGGGGACAUCUUCAAGAAGUUGGACUCAGAACUCUCUCGGGCACAAGAACAAACACUGGACACCAGCUAUGUCAUUCUGCCUACCAAUACAUCCACCUUACGGGCCAAACCACCCAAGGAUGAGAGCAAAUACAGCAUCAAUAUAGACCAGAUGCCCCAGACACGGCUGAUCCACCUCAGUAUGGCUACCGACCCAGGUUUUGUCGUCAAAAGUCCUCCACGGGAACCUGUGACCAUGACUUGCAGUGAGGUGCAAGGUUCUCCCAUGAUACAACAGCAGCAGCAGCUGCCUCCACAGAAUAUCCCCAGCGAGUCACAGAUUCCCAACAGCCUGUGUGACACAGGUGACUCAGGGAACUCAGGUGUGGUGUCCAAGAGUGAGACCGUCUCCACUCUCUCCAUGAGCUCCUUGGAGAGACGGAAAUCACGGUAUGCAGAACUAGAUUUUGAGAAAAUCAUGCACACAAGAAAACGUCACCAAGACAUGUUCCAAGAUCUGAAUAGAAAACUUCAGCAUGCAGAGAAGGAGAAGGAGUCUCCAACAACGGACAGCAAGCAAGAAAAACAGCAAACACCAAACAAGAGACCCUGGGAAGGAAUCAGGAAAGUCCAGUCCCCACCGUCAUGGGUUAAAAAGGACAUCGAACCUGUGGCACAAUCUCCCCUAGAACUAAAAACUGUAGAGUGGGAGAAAACAGGGGCCACCAUCCCUCUGGUGGGACAAGACAUUAUUGACCUUCAGACGGAGGUCUGAGCGGAAGGGGAAGAAAGGGACUUUUUUUUCCAGAAAACAAAUGAAACAAACAAACAAAACCACGUUUUAAAGAAAUGAUUAAAUUAAAUCGGAACCGAGCGAGAGAAGUGUUUGGUUUCUUUUGAAACCUUUGGUAAGACGGAGUAACUUUUGUAUUGUUCUCAGCAGAGUGGGGAAAUAUUGCUUUAUAGAGUAUAGUAGAUGUAGGUUCAGGACAACACAAGCUUUGCCAGGUAGGACUGGAGAAGAAGUGAGCCUGGAAGAGAGCGAGGAGGAGGCAGAGGGUGGGGAGGAGCUGUUGGGGAAGAGCCCUGUCGAGAUGCUUUGGGGCCACUGCCAUACGCCAGGACCCUUCCUGCUGUGCCACGGAGAGCUGCAGAAGGACACCCAGAAACCACCACCAUGAGCCAAGAAGAUAGAGGUUGUCUGGGGAGCACAGGAGGUGACAUCGGCGGGAGCCUCACCGAGAUGCGUUGUGGCUGUAGGUCCUGGAAGAGACACAACCUAUGGCAUCCCUUGCUGGUCCUCAUUUCCCACCUCUCCCUCAUCAUCUCAUCUGAGAAGGAAGGAGCUGGGAUCUGUCAAGCGGUGGCUGAGGAAACGUCCCCACUUCUUCAUGCUAUCACAUGAUCUGGUGUCCUGGCAUCUCUGCAGCAUAUCCCUAAGGGGGUCGGGGGGAAGUGGUGGCGAGAGUCACAUCACCUAUGGCUUAGAGGGAGAGGUAAGGUGGGGCUUUCUCCUCUCAGCCCUUCAUGGUGGAGCUCCUGUGCACCCUAAGGGAUGGGAUAAGCACUGGAGAAAGGAACCACCUCCAAAAUCUGCUCGCCCAGUCUCCAGGGAAAAGGUUGAAGGUGUUAGAAAAACAGACCAACAAGAAGAAUGUAGGUCAUUUCACUGACUGUUACAUAGAUAAACUCAGCACGGGCCUUGCAAAGGUCUGCUUGGCCUCCUUUUUUUUUUUUUUUUUUUUUUUUUCCUGUUACUUUUCCUUCCUUUUGGACUCAGAUUUGUUCCAAGCUGCUCCUCCCUGGAAGGCAGAGAGAGAAAGAGGGAAAGACAGAUCCACCAAUGUACCUGGAGAUAUUUGGUAUACAGAGAUGUUGCCUUAGGACAUUGAGACAAACUGACAACACGAAUAACGUCCACUUGGAAACAAACAAACAAACAAAAAAAUAAUCUAUUUUUUUCCUUCUUCUUUUCUUUUCUUCAAUAAAAAGAGAACUUGAAACCCGA